This is a messenger RNA of Soboliphyme baturini, 735 nucleotides long. The record is from the annotation of a GenBank genome assembly. NCBI's taxonomy places the organism in Eukaryota, Metazoa, Nematoda, Enoplea, Dioctophymatida, Soboliphymatidae.
AUGUUUUCUGGUAUAACAACUGAGCAGUUGUCGGAAGGGUCAUACGAUAACGAACUCAUUUUAGGAAUUGUACUGUUUUUCAGGGCAGAUGCGGAGGACGGUGAAUUUCAAUAUUGUCCAGCCGAUGGAAAGCUGAUGGUCGAUUCAACAGGACACCCAAAGUCGUGUCUCCCUCAUUUUACCAACCUGUGUUACACAGAAGGGGUUAAUCCCGCUGAUAUCUGCUGUUACCGUAGUUUUGGACUUUAUUACUGCUGCACUGGAGUCUCGACGCCUCUGUGUCCGACGUAUAACGACUCAACCACGGUCAUUUACAAAAGGCCGUAUGCGGAAGGCACACGUUUGUUUCCUUUCCGAAAAGCUAACGAUCCAUCGGGUUUCAGUGAGUACAACAACAUCGUUCAAACAGCAAGCACCAUUCACAAUGGUCCGAGUGCAGACUUUGACGAUAUGCCGCCGAAUGCGGGCCAUUACCCAAACGGUGCUCCAAAAAGCAGUCACAUGAAUCUGGUAUAUAACGAAAACGGCCAGCUAAUUUCGCCGUCGUUACCAAAAGAAGUGUCACUGGUAUUCUUGCCCCCAAACAUUAUUAUGCCCUUCCUGUCGCAAUCCGGCUCUUUCAUUCACCCAUACGUCGUUUCGGAGCAGCCAAUGAUGGACUCGGUCUACAGGAACAACAAGCAGUACGUCCCGGCUCAUUGGGUUGCAGGUACUGAUCGAGGCUCCUUCGCAUAA